UUACUUUCAUAUUGUGAUACUUGGAUUACGUUACUGAUAAAAAAAAAUAUAUAUAUAUAAAGUAAUUUCCACUACAAAUACCAUUACAAACCAUCAGCUAACCAUUACCAAUGCCAUUAUUGGUCCUUAAUGGUAUCCACUAGAUAUAACAUGUCACCAGUGCGAGCCAAUAAAUUACCAGCAGAGACCCACAGGGACCAAUACAGUUUUCAUUAAAACCAAUAGUCUACAAUUCACAUUAUAAUCAUUACAAAUUCUAUGAGGGUUUCUAUUGUUUUUGUUGUUGUUGUUGUUGUUGUUUUUAGCAGGGGAUAGAUAGAUAGAUAGAUAGAUAGAUAGAUAGAUAGAUAGAUGAACUAUAUGAAAAAUCAUAGGUAGGCCUAAUUACCGUACCACAGUCUCUUUUUUAUUCUAAAUUCAUGAACCCCAAAUGGUUUGACCUUAAAAGUAUACUGUAUCUUUGUAUAAAUAAUUAAUAUAACCACAAGGUGGCAGUGUCGUCGUUGUUGACAAAGAAGCGGUUCUGUUGGUGGCUUCACCUUGGGGAAUUUUGUAUCCUACAUUAACAGUAGUGCUCAUGUUACAGCUCGAUAAGCUUACACUGAUUCUUCACUCAUGCUCUGACAUAGCCUAUUCCCCACACGCUCAACUGCAUAAGGAAAAGAUAAGAUAAUGGUUAAAAGAUGAGAUCAACUGACUCGUUGCAAUUUUGCCCAGUUAUGCAGAUUACUUGUAGGACGUUAUAGCCUAUUACGAAAAACUACCUUUCCCAUAGUGCACCGGGGCGCAGUGGCUGUUUGACGUUUUUACGCUGCCGCUUUGCCCAUCGUGGAGAAUUGCCCAGCAUCUCCUGACGGGGAGCAGCCUAACGCAGAGCAAAAUGCACUGAAAUAGACCAUUUGUAUUUUCUCUCCGUUGGCAAUGAAAGAGAAGGUCUGGGACAAUGUAGCUGUCGCCGUGAGCCGUGCCGGAAUACGGGCCAUUAUUCUGAGAGAAAUGUGGAAUCUUUUUAGCUGGAGCUGUUAGAUAGCUAAUAAAUAUAUAUAUAGAUAUAGAUAUAUAUAUUUAUAGAAAAUGAAGAAACAAUUCAACCGAAUGCGACAGCUCGCCAACCAGACUGUUGGCAGGGCAGAAAAAACAGAAGUAUUAAGUGAUGAUCUACUACAGGUGGAGAAGCGUCUGGACUUGGUGAAGCAGGUCUCACACAGCACACAUAAGAAGCUCACAGCCUGCCUGCAGGGACAGCAAGGGGCCGAUGUGGACAAGAGAUCAGUCAAAUCACCUACGAAAAAGUUGCCCCUGACCACAUUGGCUCAGUGUAUGAUAGAAGGUGCUGCAGUAUUAGGGGAUGAUUCUCUGCUAGGUAAGAUGCUGAAGCUAUGUGGGGAUACUGAAGAGAAGCUGGCCCAGGAGCUCAUUGUCUUUGAGCUCCAGAUGGAAAGAGAUGUGGUGGACCCUCUCUAUGUCCUGGCCGAGGUGGACAUUCCCAACAUACAGAAACAGCGGAAACAUCUAGCCAAGCUUGUCUUGGACAUGGAUUCGGCACGGACAAGGUGGCAGCAGUCAUGCAAGUCCUCCAGUCACCCCAGCAAUCUAACCCCAGCCGGGGCCAAAGCAGAUGCGCUCCGAGAGGAGAUGGAGGAGACAGCCAAUCGCAUGGAGAUCUGCAGGGACCAGUUGUCAGCAGACAUGUACAAUUUUGUGGCCAAAGAAAUAGACUAUGCAAACACCUUUCAGACGCUUAUAGAGAUUCAAGCAGAGUAUCACAAGAAGUCUUUGGAGAUUUUGCAGAGUGUGCUGCCACAGAUCAAAGCUCACCAAGAGGCUUGGAUAGAAAAGCCAUCCUAUGGCAAGCCUUUGGAGGAGCAUCUGACCCUCAGUGGCAGAGACAUAGCUUUUCCCAUUGAGGCGUGUGUCACCAUGCUGCUGGAGUGUGGCAUGCAGGAGGAGGGUUUGUUCCGUGUGGCCCCUUCAGCAUCCAAGUUGAAGAAGCUGAAAGCAUCUCUAGAUUGCGGGGUUCUGGAUGUGCAGGAAUACUCUGCAGAUCCACAUGCUAUAGCAGGAGCUCUGAAGUCAUAUCUCCGUGAACUCCCUGAACCUCUAAUGACCUCUCAGCUCUAUGAUGACUGGAUUCAGGCUUCAAAUGUUCAAGAUAUGGACAAGAGGCUCCAAGCCCUCCUGGCUGCAUGUGAGAAACUUCCAACAGUCAAUUUAAACAACUUCAGAUACUUGAUUAAAUUCCUAGCCAAGCUCAGUGAGUACCAGGAUGCCAACAAAAUGACACCUGGUAACAUUGCGAUAGUGUUGGGACCCAAUCUGCUGUGGACACAUUCUGAAGCGAACAUGACAGAAAUGAUGACCACAGUGUCUCUGCAAAUCGUUGGUAUCAUUGAGCCUAUCAUCCAGCAUGCCGACUGGUUCUUCCCAGGAGAUAUUGAGUUCAACCUGACAGGCAGCUACGGUAGCCCCAUCCACACCAACCACAACUCCAACUACAGCUCCAUGCCCUCACCAGACAUGGACCAAUCAGAUCGUAAGCAGUCACACGACCAAGGCCGACGCCCCCUCAGCGUUGCCACUGACAACAUGAUGCUGGAGUUCUACAAAAAGGAUGGCAUUAGGAAAAUACAAAGUAUGGGAGUCAGAGUGAUGGACACAUCCUGGGUGAAGGGUAAAGGUGCAUCCACGCUUGCUCGAAAAGCCUCGUCCACCCCUCCCAGCGCCCAGCCACCUGGAUCGCCCGCUGACACACUCAUAACUGAGCAGCCUGGAGAGCUGAAUACAUCCCCCAUUCCCACCCCUCCACCAGUAGACAGGGCUAGAACUCAACACACUGUGAUGGUCAGAGCUGAGUUUGGCUGUUUAAAUGGAAAAAUGGUCCUGGACUUGGUGCAGUGCGCAGACACAAGCUCCAACGAGGUGUCACCCCACCGGCCGGACCCCUCUCAUGCCCAUGCGCCCCACGGGGAGGAACGGCCACCCCCUCCUUACCCUUCCGCAUCCACCACCUCCCACGCCCCUCACCACUUCUAUCCCAAACCCCCUCCCUGUGCACGGCCAGUGGCCCCAGGGCCCGAAUCACAGCCCCCUGACUCCCCACCCUCCCAAUUACGUUGGUCCGGCUAUGGCCCUCCUCAACCCCAGCCACCCGCUUCCUCCUCUUCUUCCUCCUCUUCCUCUUCUUCUCUCGACAUUAACUCCAACCCCAAGCCCAGCUGCCUGCACUUCCCCAAACAUGGCCCAGCAUGUGAGCUGCCAGACGUGAACACCUCCCCUCUCUACGUUAAAACACCCCUCAUUUUGACCCGCAACGAGGUGGCCCUCGGAAACCCCCCUAGCCUUCCCACAUCCGGCCCCCCUCCGUGGGCUGCCUGUCCAUGUGCCCGUGAACGAGGACCCCCCAGGCUGCCUAGCACACUGAAGAGCAAGGAGCUCUCACCUGUGAUUGGCCAUAAGGCCGUGCAGGCGGCAGGACAGCCAGUGCCACCUGUCGGACAGCAAAGCAACAGCCAGUCGCCACACUCAGCUGAGCACAGCCCUCACACCCUGCGCAAAGCCUCGAAGAAGCUGGCCCCUGUGCCACCCAAGGUUCCUUACGGCCAGUCAGGGGCGAUGUCCGACCAGUCCACAGGUCAGCCGUCCCCGGUCAGCCUGUCCCCCACUCCCCCAAGCACCCCGUCCCCGUAUGGCCUGGGCUGUGCCCCAGGGCAUGUGCCCCCCACCUCUCCUGGGCAGGGCCCACUAGGCACGUCCCACUCUCUCCUUUCCUCUCCCCCAUCUCUGACUGGCACGCUCAACAAGUCGCGGCCUGCCCCCAAACCGCGACAGAGACCAAGUCUGCCCCCUCCACAGCCACCCACUAUCCCCCCCAGUGUCCCCCAGCCAAUGGAACAGGGCCUGAUGGACGGAUUGUCCCCCGGGGAGAGCAUGUCCACAGCAGAUUUCUUCAGUUUGGAAAUCCCCUCCAUCAAUGUCAAUCUGGACAGCCUGCUCGACGAGUUCAGGGUGGGGGUGCCGUGCCGGAGCUCCCUGGCCGUGGCUGACUCUCCGGAGGGGGAACGCAUGAUUGAGGAGGAGUCACAGAGCACCACGCUGUAACCCCAGAGCCCAGCCAGUGGCCGCCUAGCCCUGCCGAGCUCCCCCACCUUCAGCUGAGGUCCUAUGAGCAACCAGGCCU
Messenger RNA from Ictalurus furcatus (blue catfish), 4177 nucleotides. It is a transcript of the gene arhgap44a, whose product is annotated as Rho GTPase activating protein 44a. The transcript has 23 exons. Gene Ontology annotation, molecular function: GTPase activator activity; protein binding. Bases 1075 to 4098 code for a protein of 1007 amino acids. Gene Ontology annotation, cellular component: dendritic spine; postsynaptic density; intracellular anatomical structure. Gene Ontology annotation, biological process: neurotransmitter receptor transport, endosome to postsynaptic membrane; modification of dendritic spine; regulation of dendritic spine morphogenesis. The record is from RefSeq and is a predicted model, not a curated record. Lineage: Eukaryota; Metazoa; Chordata; Actinopteri; Siluriformes; Ictaluridae.